UGCGGUAUCUUCGUCUUUGAGGAGAGAGAGCAAAGUUUUUUUCGGAGUAUAAUCAUCUGAUAUUCUGUACCUACUGGCUCGACUAAUUCACGUUCGCAUCGUGUAAAGCCCAUUAAAGGAAAAAAGUGGUCAGGUAAUUUCUUCAUUCUCAGGACUCGAACCCGAAACUUCUGGUUAAGGGUGAGAGUUCUCAUACAUCCUACCACAUCUCCUUGGCGGUGUAACAAAGCUUUCAUUUGCAGUACUAAUUAUAAGAUGAAUGAUGGAAGGUUUUAUUAAUGCUAAUAAAGAUGAAGCAUGUCUUGCUACAAAUAAUAGAAAUGUGAAAGCCAAGUUGUCUUUGUCUCCUCUUCAAGAAGGAAUUUCAAAGCUCUUAUCUCAAUGGCCAGGCCUGCAAAUGGCUAUUCAAAAUGAAUGGGGUGGCCAAGAUUCUCCUCAAAAAUCAAAGCAACUUUCCUUUGAUAUUCUUUCUUGUCUUUCUCAAUCGAAUGCAGAAACUAUUGGUGUAGAGGAUGUAGAGAAUCUGAUUUACGAAAGGUUGCUGCUGUCUUUCAACACUGACAUUGAUGAUGGAAGUAUUGAGGAGGUUGCGGAGCAGUUAAUGACUCUUCGUGAAGAAUAUGUUCAUGGAAAUCAUCUAUACACAACCACGAAAUAAUUGAGUAGUACAGUAUUCCAUCAUUUUCUUCAAGUCUUUGGCCAAGAAAUAAAUUUUUGUAUUUUAAUUAAAGUAUCUUGGUCGCAUCUACUAUUCAUAACCCAAGAAAACUACUUCUGUCUCAAUUUUUGAGGUACCAUAUAUGCGAAUUUCGAGGGUCAAACUUUAA
Molecule: messenger RNA, 827 nt
Organism: Nicotiana tabacum (common tobacco)
Lineage: Eukaryota; Viridiplantae; Streptophyta; Magnoliopsida; Solanales; Solanaceae
Source: RefSeq, a predicted model, not a curated record